Papilio polytes (common Mormon) is the source of this 2281-nucleotide messenger RNA. RefSeq names its product cysteine protease ATG4B (gene Atg4a). The coding region runs from base 168 to 1319 and encodes 383 amino acids. The transcript has 9 exons. The record is from RefSeq and is a predicted model, not a curated record. Gene Ontology annotation, molecular function: protein-phosphatidylethanolamide deconjugating activity. Lineage: Eukaryota; Metazoa; Arthropoda; Insecta; Lepidoptera; Papilionidae.
AGUUCUGUGGUGGAAAUGGAUGUUUGACAGUUUGACAUGUUUACAAAACACAAUUUGUAAUAUUUCUUGUUCUUUUUAAUGGGCCGUGACUUGGUCUUUUAGUGAAUCUCUAUAAUUAAUAACUAUACCUUAAGUUCUAGCCAAGAAUUGGAAAAGUAUGUUACACCAUGGAUGCGAUGUUUGAUAUUUGCUAUUUGUCAUCUGAGGGUACAACUGUUGAGCCCGAUGAUAUUCCUAAGACAAAGGAAAACGUUUGGGUUUUGGGAAAGAAAUAUAGCGCAAUUCAAGAUUUGGACCGUAUAAGACGUGACAUUAGUUCAAUAAUUUGGUGUACGUAUAGAAAAGGGUUUGUUCCAAUAGGAGAUGAAGGGCUUACGUCGGAUAAAGGUUGGGGCUGCAUGUUGCGAUGUGGGCAAAUGGUUCUCGGCGUAGCACUGGUCAGAGUUCACUUGUGUGCUGACUGGGUCUGGAGUCCAGAAACUAGGGACCCAACAUACCUUAAAAUUAUACAGAGAUUUGAAGAGAGAAAGCAAGCACCAUAUUCCAUUCAUCAGGUUGCGUUGAUGGGAGCUAGUGAGGGUAAAGAUGUUGGACAAUGGUUUGGGCCAAAUACAAUAGCACAAGUUUUAAAAAAAUUAGUGGUAUAUGACAAAUGGAGUUCAUUGGUGAUACAUGUGGCUUUAGAUAAUACUGUUGUAAAAGAGGAUAUACUUCAACAAUGUAUUGUUACGAAUGACAGAGGUGACUCAUCAAAGUCAUCAGAAUGUAUGACCGUGUCAGAUUGGAUGCCGCUGUUGUUAAUUGUGCCUCUUAGAUUAGGACUAAGUGAAAUCAAUCCAAUUUAUGUUGAUGGUCUCAAGAUUUGCUUCCAAACAGCACAAUCUGUUGGUGUUAUAGGAGGAAAGCCGAACCAAGCUCUAUAUCUAGUUGGUUGUGUUGGUGAUGAAGUUUUAUAUUUAGACCCUCAUACCACACAAAGAUCAGGACCUGUUGAAAAUAAGUUAACAGAUGAGCAAAAGGAGAUGGAUUGUUCUUAUCACUGCAAAUACGCAUCUCGAAUACCAAUACUUGCUAUGGAUCCAUCAGUAGCUGUUUGUUUCCUUUGCCGCACGAGGAGUGACUUCGAUGAGCUGUGUGUUGUAAUAGAGGAGAGUUUGAUGCGCGAGGCGCAGCCGCUGUUCGAGCUGUGCGCGACGCGGCCGCCGCACUGGGGACCCUCCACUGCCGAUAUAGAUCUACAGAACACUACAUUGUUUACAGAGUUUGAGGAUGUUGACAGACAAUUUGAUGAUUCAGAUGAUGAAUUUGAGAUUAUAUGAAGUAAUUAAAUUCAUUUCUAUACAUGCAUCACAAUUAUUAAAAAAAGAUAUAUUAUUUUAUAUGUAAUAGUUGAUAUGGGUUAUAUUUAAGCAAGUGGCAACAAUAUUGUACCUAGCUUUAAACAUUUUUGUUUUUAAAAAUACUAUGAUAUUAUUUUUUUUCUGUAUUUAAAAUAAAAUGCUUACUGCACUGAUAUUUAGACUGAUACAUUGGCAAACUGCGUAGUGCCUUCUUAAUGUUUAAAAACAUACCAAGCAAAUUAAAUCAAUACUGUCUGUUUUCAUUACCAAUUACUUUUUGUAACAGUUUCGGGGGUAGCUGAGAAACUUCUACAAAAAGACAUUUCUAUCUCUGUUUUUGAAAAAAGAUUGAAUGAGACAGAAAUCUCUUUUUGUAUAGUCUAAUUUAAUGGAAAUGAGAAAUUAUAUUUACUUAUGUUACUGGCUGACAAUUGUUGUCUAUGGAUUUUUUUUUUGUAAAGUUACACUGCUAAAUUAAUUAUACAAACAUGUCUUUGAUAAGUCUGCAAUCAGCCUUUUAUAAAUAAAAUAAUUUAGAUAUAUUUGUUACAAUUUUUUCAUUUCUACUGAAUUUUUCAUAGGUAUGUGUGAACCUCAUACUAGUCACAAUGUAAUUUAACAAAACACAUUUAUAUUUGGUUAUUUAUUAUCACAAAACGAAAUUAUUGAAUGUAUAAAUAUUUGCUCUCUUCGAAUAUACUGUACAAAAAUUUAUUAUAAAUUAAAAACGCCACAAAAUGUUUGGCGAUGUUGUGGAGCAGUUCAGUGCCAAUAAGCCAAACAUAUUGCCAUUAUAGUAAUGUAGAUAGUCUUAUGUACUGUUUAAUUUUAAAAAUAUAUAUUUCAUAACAUAUAACCUAAUUAUUGUAUCUGUCUUACAUUUUUUGGUUAUAAAACCAAAGAUUGUGUUUUAUUUUUAUAAAUAAAAUAUUGAACUCGAA